AUGUCGGACACGAAUAAACCGUACGUGUGUACACUGAGCAAAGAACUGCAGGAAAAGGCAAAGAAAGAACUUCACGAAACACCAGAGGGUCGGGAACAAGGUCUGAAAGCAUUACGAGAGAAAACUCACACACGUCCAGAUAUCAAGUUCCGCACCGAUGACGCGUUCCUGUUGAGAUUCUUACGAGCCAGAAAGUUCGACGUAAACCGAGCGUUUAAAAAUCUUGUUGCCUAUUAUGAAAUCCGUCACGAGUAUCCAGAAGUUUUUGACAACCUGGAAGUGGACAAAUUGAAAUAUAUCUGGGAAGGAGGGUUAGAAGGAAGAUUUGACGGGAGAGAUAACGAAGGGCGUUUUAUUGGUUUUUUCCGGCCAGGAAAACUAGAUGUUGACAAAUACAGUGUGAAAGACAUGGCUCGUGCUAGCGUCUUGUCAACAGAGAAACUUUUAGAAAACGAAGAGGCGCAAAUUAGUGGCGUCGUAAUGAUUGGCGACUUUGCUGACUAUACUGCAAAACAUGCUAUUCACAAUGGACCGUCAUUUGCUAGGAUGAUGAUGUCAAUUUCCGAGAGUGCCAUGCCAAUCAGAAGUAAGGGAGUUCAUUUUGUCAACACGCCCUCAAUAUUUGAAGCAGGUAUGGCGAUAUGGAGUGUGUUUAUGACUGAAAAGAUGAAGAAAAGGGUCAAAGUUCACGGGGAUGAAUACGGUACGUUACAUAAAUACAUUCCCUCAGCAGCCCUCCCAUCGGAUUACGGAGGAACCCAGCCAGAAAUAACAGAAUGUUCGAAGAAAUGGAUGCAAGAGUUACAAGCUUGGGAAAAGAGAUACCAUGACGAGAAUGCCAUGUAUGGUAUCCCCAAGAUGAAGGACGCCCUUGGUAAAGACAAGACUGUCGAUCCAGGAGGAGGGCUAGUUGGCACCUUCAGGAAAAUAGAACUCUGA
This is a messenger RNA of Saccoglossus kowalevskii, 939 nucleotides long. Its product is annotated as alpha-tocopherol transfer protein-like. Lineage: Eukaryota; Metazoa; Hemichordata; Enteropneusta; Harrimaniidae. Gene Ontology annotation, cellular component: membrane. The record is from RefSeq and is a predicted model, not a curated record. Gene Ontology annotation, molecular function: phosphatidylinositol bisphosphate binding.